Molecule: messenger RNA, 567 nt
Organism: Rotaria socialis
Lineage: Eukaryota; Metazoa; Rotifera; Eurotatoria; Philodinida; Philodinidae
Source: the annotation of a GenBank genome assembly
AUGAGACAUUUAUGGUUUGAUUAUCGUAAUGGAAUGAAUAUUGAAUUAGCUGCUGCAGAAUUGAAAAUCAGAAUGAAUUUUAAUUCUCCUAGCGAGUGUUUGCUCGUACACAAUCAUUUUCAACUGAACGACGGAGAAUAUGUUGAGACCGCUCUCAAAUCGAUUGGUACUGAUGUUCAACAGGUGGUGAGCCAUUAUUCUAGUGAUGGUCAUCCAUUUGCAUUUCACGCCAAAGCUUCAACGUCGUCAUCGAUGGAAACUGCAGUACCAUACAUGUGGGCUUGUGAUAAAACAGCAAAUGCCUACUUUCCAAUUCAAUUCUUCGAUGGAAACAACACAAAGAUCGUUGAACGUUUGGCACAAUUGUGUGAUCGAGCAAAUUUAAUCGAAUUUCGCGAUGAAUAUAAACUCGAGCUGAGUAAAUAUGGUUUGGAAAAUGAUCUUGGUUUGCUUUUACAAUAUCAAGAUCGUGUUGAAUAUAACAAACUGGCUGAAGUUUCCUAUGACGUUACUGAUGUUAAAAUUCGGCAACAAGUUCUUUUUGUCUCUCCUAUGGGAAGUGUAUAA